UUUUUUCUUCAAGAUGCAUCCAAUUCAGCGAAUAAUUUAUGCGUUUGGUCAUCGUACCUUUUCCAUGCCUAUACUUACAAAGAAGCCCUCAAGCGGUUCCAUAAUGGCAUCUUUGAUAAAUGUGCGCGAAAAUUCCUCGUUUGUGCUGGCUCCUGAGUCAUCUGAUAAGGGUAUGAUUAUUCUGAACCGACCUAACGCUUUAAACGCACUUAAUUUAGAUAUGACAAGAAAAAUAUAUAAACACUUGAAAAAAUGUGAAUUGUCGAAAUUAAUGGUAAUAAUCAAAGGCGCUGGAGGAAAGGCAUUUUGUGCCGGUGGCGAUGUACGAUCCAUAGUCGAAGCAGGGCCUACUGAGGAAUCUAAGGCUUUUUUCCGAGAAGAAUAUACAUUAAAUGCAUUAAUUGGCAAUUACAUUAUACCGUACAUUGCUAUUAUGGAUGGCAUUACCAUGGGUGGUGGUGUUGGCCUCUCUGUUCAUGGGAAAUACCGUAUUGCAACUGAACGUACACUUCUCGCUAUGCCCGAAACCGCUAUCGGUCUUUUCCCGGACGUAGGUGGUUCUUAUUUCCUGCCGCGGCUACAGGGAAAACUUGGACUCUUCCUUGGGCUGACUGGGUUUAGACUGAAAGGAGAUGAUGUAUUGAAAGCGGGAAUAGCAACGCACUAUUGUGAGAGUACGAAACUAGGAGAUUUACAAAAUGAUCUGCUUAAUUGUAAAGAUGCAGAUAUAGUACCCAAUAUCCUUGAAAAGUAUAACUCACCCUCUAAAAAUGAUUUCAUUCUGAACGCAGUCAUGGAUAAAAUAAAUAAAUGUUUCACAGCUAAUUCUGUUGAGGAAAUUGUUGAAAAUCUGAAAAGGGAUGGAAGCGAUUGGUCCAACAAGACUCUUGAGACACUUGGAAAAGUUUCACCGCUGUCUUUAAAAGUCACAUUUCGGGAAUUGGAAUUAGGUUCUAAACUGCUGCUGCCGCAAUGUCUAAAAAUGGAGUAUCGUAUGGUUGUUCGUCAUUUGGAAGACAGUGACUUCAAAGAAGGGGUUCGUGCCCUUCUCAUUGACAAAGACCAGAUGCCUAGAUGGAAUCCCUCUACAUUGGAAGCAGUAACUGAAGAACGCGUUGAUUGGUUCUUCCGAAAACUGCCUGAUACCGACGAGUUGAAAUUGUAAUAAUGUAUUCAGAGUCUACAUUUUGGACUAUUUACAUAUACGCGCCAAGUCGUUUGAGUUUUACACUUUUUAAAAUCUGGAUUUUAUACAUUUUGCCUUGUUUGAUAAUGUAAAACGACUUAAAAAAAUUGUGCCAGUUACAUCAAUCUCAACAAAAAAGUAUAUACACCAAAAUUUAUCAAUGCAUUUAUUUACAAAUUAUAAUAUCAAUCAAAAUAAUUUUUUCUUAUAUAAAUAACAGUAAAAAAAAAACAAUCACCCCUAUUGUGUGUGUCGACUAGUAGUAGAUGAACGGCUAUUAUUCGAUUAUCUCUUUUCAAUGGUAUUGUGAAUGUCGAUUUCCGUUCAAUAAGCGACUGUGGACAGUUUUAGACGUUCAUCCUUCUACGACUAAAAACCAUUCACACUCACUUAUUGAAAGAGAAAACGACA
Messenger RNA from Rhagoletis pomonella (apple maggot), 1597 nucleotides. It is a transcript of the gene Hibch, whose product is annotated as 3-hydroxyisobutyryl-CoA hydrolase, mitochondrial. The coding region runs from base 14 to 1165 and encodes 383 amino acids. The record is from RefSeq and is a predicted model, not a curated record. Gene Ontology annotation, molecular function: 3-hydroxyisobutyryl-CoA hydrolase activity. Gene Ontology annotation, biological process: L-valine catabolic process. Gene Ontology annotation, cellular component: mitochondrion. The transcript has 2 exons. Lineage: Eukaryota; Metazoa; Arthropoda; Insecta; Diptera; Tephritidae.